AUUUCCUUGCAUUUUCCCCCUCCUUCUGCAAUGGCUGCUCCUUUUUGGGGGAAACUUUGGAGGGUCAAAGGGUCACCCCCAUUUCUCUGGAUCCGCCGGGGGGCUUCAGCAAACGGUAGCCGAGGCCCUGAUGCCCCUGGAGAGGCACAACAUCCACUAUCGGCCACUGAAGGAGGGCAGAAACUCACCCGCAUGUGGCAAAAGGAGGGCAUCAGGAACAUUGUCUUAAAUCACUCCCAGAAAAGAAAUGCUCUCUCACUCUCCAUGCUGAGGUCUCUCCGUGAGGACAUUCUACAUGAUAUUGAAAAUACUGAUCUGCGUGUCAUCAUCAUUGCAGGUGAAGGGCCUGUUUUUUCCUCUGGGCAUGACUUAAAGGAACUGACUCACAAGACAGGUGAGAAGCACCACAUGGAAGUUUUUAAGACCUGUGCUGAGAUCAUGACUCUCCUUCCUAAGCUUCCUGUGCCAGUGAUCGCCAAGGUGAAUGGCCUUGCCACCGCGGCCGGUUGCCAGCUUGUGGCCAGCUGUGAUAUUGCUGUGGCCAGUGAGAAAUCUAAGUUUGCCACCCCGGGAGUGAACGUUGGGCUGUUUUGCUCGACUCCUGCAGUCGCUGUGGGGAGAUCACUUCCAAGAAAGGUUGCCUUGGAGAUGCUGUUUACCGGGGAACCCAUGACGGCACAGGAGGCUCUUCUGCAUGGACUCAUCAGCCGAGUGGUACCUGAGCACAGGUUGGAAGAUGAGACUUUGAGAAUUGCCCACAAGAUAUGUGAGAGCAGCCGAGCCGUCGUGGCCCUGGGGAAAGCCACCUUUUACAAACAAAUUGAGCAGGACAUUGGCGCAGCCUACAAGGUGACCUCGCGGGUCAUGGUGGACAAUCUGGCCAUGAAGGAUGGCCGGGAAGGGAUUGAGGCCUUCAUCUCAAAACGCAAACCAAGUUGGUCACAUUCCUGAAACUAAGCUUGCCACCCUCUGCCUUUAUAAGCUGUGCCAAAUGAUGGUCUUGAGGUUUCAAAAAUUGAUGGCUUCCCAAAUUGAAAAUCGUAAAGGCUCUUCAAAACAAUGCUCUUCUUUUACCUGCACAAAGUAAAGGGAUUGGCGGGGUGAAAACUGGAAAUGCUUCAUGGUUGUGUAGAAGAAGGUAUUCCAGUAAGUAUUGCUUGUUAGAUCGUUGUGAGUUUUCCAGCCUGUGUUUGGUGGUUCCUAUGUAGACUUGUCUACAGUUGCAUGGUAUAUGGUUAACUCCUGCAAAGGUGUCUCCUCUCACCUUUGCAGGAGUCUACUGUAUACCAUGCAGCUGUGGAAAAGUCUUCAUAGGAACCACCAAAAUGCAGCAUUGCCCAAAAACAAUUCAGGGAGCAUGAAAGGCACUGCAGAUUACUUCAACCAGAGAAGUCAUAGCAGAGCACCUGAUGAACCAACCUGGAUACAGUAUAUUAUUGGAGAACAAAGAAAUGCUGGACCACUCUCACAACCACCAUGUCAGACUACACAGAGAAGCCAUUGAAAUCCACAAGCAUGUGGACAAUUUCAACAGAAAGGAAGAAACCAUGAAUAUGAACAAAAUCUGGCUACUAGUAUUUCAAAAACUCUAAAAUUAUAACAGUAAAUAAAGAAUGACACUCAAAUUCCAGACAAGAAACAAUCAGGGACAGCUAAUCACCUCCCAACAAAGGAUUCCCCCGGGCAGUAGGAAGCAAAACCUUGAAACUCUUAGGCCAUUAAAAACUAAUAAAGGUGGCCAAUUGCAAUAUUCACACCUACCUCAAACAGACAAACCUCUGAGGAUGCUUGCCAUAGAUGCAGGUGAAACGUCGGGAGAGAAUGCUUCUAGAACAUGGCCAUAUAGCCCGAAAAACCUACAACAACCCAGUGAUUUCAGCCAUGAAAGCCUUUGACAAUAGAACAACAGACAAAGAGUUCUUACUCCCACCCUGGACAUCAUUCCACAGAUAUCUAAACCCAAUUUUCCUAGUUUCCAACUGACCUCUCAAUCUCUGAAGAUGCCUGCCAUAGAUGCAGGCAAAACGUUAGCAGAAAAUGCUUCUGGAACAUGGCCAUACAGACUGGAAAACUCACAACAACCCAGUGAUUCCAGCCAUAAAAGCCUUCGACAAUAUAUUGCUUGUUAUCUAACUGCAUGACAAGCAACAAGGGCUGAAAUUCCCUCUUCUUCACAACCAUUAUAGCAGGCAUGGGAAAACUUCAGCCUUCGAGGUGUUUUGGACCAUUAGGUUGUAAGGCUAUUAGGAAUUGUGGGAGUUGAAGUCCAAAACACCUGGAGUGCCGAAGUUUGCCCAUGCUUGUAUUUGAGGAACAGAAGCCUCAAUUUUUAUGCCUUUAAAAUAUUUGCCUUUAUUUCCUUUCAGAGUUAAAAAUGUGAAUGAUA
Molecule: messenger RNA, 2386 nt
Organism: Anolis sagrei ordinatus
Lineage: Eukaryota; Metazoa; Chordata; Lepidosauria; Squamata; Anolidae
Gene: ECHDC3
Product: enoyl-CoA hydratase domain containing 3
Cellular component (GO): mitochondrion
Molecular function (GO): hydro-lyase activity
Source: RefSeq, a predicted model, not a curated record